AUGACUUUAACCCGCUCGCAAACGGGGAAGACCCCUAAAAAAAUGGAUCGUCCCGGCUUCGUUGAGACCCCCGGCGGCCGUCGUGCCACCCGCAACAGUUCUGUCUUGGGAAGUAGCGAGAAUGAGGCCUCCCUCUCCCCUUCCCCCUCUCUCGAGAGAUCCAAAUCCGCCUCCCGCCGUCGUGCUGCAGUCAAAAUCAAGACCGAGGAGGAUGAUACGCCGGUGAAGGUCACGACCAAUGGCAAGACUACCGACACCAAACCCGAGUCCCCAUCUCGCGUGAUAGACGGUUGGGAGGAAGGCCUCGAUCCCAAGGUCGAUUAUAGCGGACACUUCGAAUUCGGUGGCUCCUUGGGUGUGCUGUCCAUGAUGAUCGGAUUCCCCAUGCUCAUGUACUACAUGUGGAUUGGUGCCACCUUCUACAACGGCAAAUUCCCUCGCCCCGCGGAGAACGAGAGUUAUGGCGACUUUUUCGCACACUUGGUCGAUCUAAUCUACACCGGUGCUUUCCCAUCGGUAAAGGCAUGGACUAUCUACUGGGUUUUCUUCAUCUUCGAGGGUGCGUGUUACGUGCUGCUUCCCGGUGUAAGUGUCUCCGGUCGACCCCUGCCACACAUGGGUGGCAAGCAGCUGCCAUAUUACUGCUCUGGUGUGUGGUCUUUCUACACCAGCAUUGCAUUGGCACUCAUUGCGCACGUGACUGGGGUUUUCAAGCUGUAUACCAUCAUUGAUGAGUUCGGUCCCUUGCUCACCGUUGCCAUCCUCUCUGGAUAUAUUGUCUCAUUCAUUGCCUACUUCUCGGCUUUGGCGCGUGGCGCAGAGCACCGUAUGACUGGCUACCCGAUCUAUGACUUCUUCAUGGGUGCGGAGCUUAACCCCCGCAUGUUCAAGAUCCUCGACUUCAAGAUGUUCUUCGAGGUCCGCCUCCCGUGGUACAUCCUUCUCGGCCUGUCUAUGGGUGCCGCGGCCCGCCAAUGGGAGAUGUAUGGUUAUGUGUCUGGCGAGGUUAUGUUCCUUGUCAUGGCCCACUACCUUUACGCCAAUGCCUGCUCCAAGGGUGAGGAGUGCAUUGUUUCCACCUGGGAUAUGUACUACGAGAAGUGGGGCUUCAUGCUGAUCUUCUGGAACUUGGCCGGUGUGCCUCUGAGCUACUGCCACUGCACCAUUUACCUCGCCAAUCACGACCCUGCUGAAUACCGCUGGAACCGCUACUUCCUUGCCUUCCUCUUUGUCGCGUAUCUGUUUGUCUACUGGGUGUGGGAUACCACCAACAGCCAGAAGAACCGUUUCCGCCAGCAGGAGCGUGGUACUAUAGUCACCCGCAACACCUUCCCUCAGCUUCCUUGGCAGACAGUGGAGAACCCCAAGACUCUUACUGCGGCUGAUGGCUCCAAGAUUCUUAUAGAUGGGUGGUAUGGAAAGGCCCGCAAGAUCCACUACACGUGCGAUCUUUACUUCGCCCUGAACUGGGGCUUGAUUACCGGAUUCUCAAGCCCAUUCCCUUGGUUCUACCCUGUUUUCUUCGCUUGCAUGAUCAGCCACCGUGCUCUUCGUGAUAUCGAGCGGUGUCGUACCAAGUACGGCGAGACUUGGCUUGAAUACGAACGUCAGGUGCCUUACCUGUUCAUUCCUGUGAGUAACUUGACCUUGAGGACUCUCUCAGCACCUAUGUCUAACCUUGUGUACUCUAGCAUCUAUGUCUUCCAUCCAACAAUCCCAAGCUACCCCAAAGCCCGCUUCCCCGGAGUCGUAGUCUUCAGCGAGAUCUAUCAAGUAACGGGCCCUGUGGCACGCUUUGCACGCCAAAUCGCAGGCCAGGGCUACAUUUGUGUUGCUCCUUCGAGCUAUCAUGAAUUCACUGGUCCGGAACCUCUGAAGUAUGACGCGGAGGACACGGACAAGGGGAAUGCAUGGAAGGUUGGCAAGAAACUUGCCGCUUAUGACGAAGACGCUAGUCUUUGUGUGGAUUAUCUGCUCUCGCUGCCUACUUGCACUGGAAAAGUUGGUGCCACGGGCAUGUGUCUGGGUGGCCAUUUGGCCUAUCGUUGCGCGCUAGAUAGCCGGGUCAAGGCGAGCGUGUGUUACUUUGCCACGGAUAUCCACAGCAAAACCCUUGCCCGAGGCAAGAAUGAUGAUAGUUUGGAGAGAGCUGGGGAUAUCAAGGGUGAGAUGCUAAUGAUCUUCGGCAAAAACGAUAACCACGUCCCGCCCGAGGGACGCGACCUCAUUCGCAAGACCCUCCAUGAUAAGGGCGUCUUGUUCGGUUUCUAUGAAGUCGCUUGGGCACAACGUGAGUUGAACACAUCGCUCACCCUCGAACAUAAAUAUGCUGACAAGAAUACUUAUCCAGAUGCCUUUAUCCGUGAUGAGCUCAGCAAGGGUCGGUAUGAUCCAGCUAUUACCAAGGUCUGCUUUGAGAUGCUGCUUGAGCUGUUCGGGCGCACCUUGAAGCUGGAUCUGGGCGAUCAUGAUGGGCAAAAAUUGGUGAUCGAGGAUGUAUGUUAA
Penicillium psychrosexuale is the source of this 2505-nucleotide messenger RNA. RefSeq names its product C-24(28) sterol reductase. Bases 1 to 2505 code for a protein of 834 amino acids. Lineage: Eukaryota; Fungi; Ascomycota; Eurotiomycetes; Eurotiales; Aspergillaceae. The transcript has 8 exons. The record is from RefSeq and is a predicted model, not a curated record. Gene Ontology annotation, biological process: sterol biosynthetic process. Gene Ontology annotation, molecular function: hydrolase activity; oxidoreductase activity, acting on the CH-CH group of donors, NAD or NADP as acceptor. Gene Ontology annotation, cellular component: membrane.